Etheostoma spectabile (orangethroat darter) is the source of this 3521-nucleotide messenger RNA. RefSeq names its product ral guanine nucleotide dissociation stimulator-like 1 (gene rgl3b). Gene Ontology annotation, cellular component: plasma membrane. Gene Ontology annotation, molecular function: guanyl-nucleotide exchange factor activity. The record is from RefSeq and is a predicted model, not a curated record. Gene Ontology annotation, biological process: Ras protein signal transduction. NCBI's taxonomy places the organism in Eukaryota, Metazoa, Chordata, Actinopteri, Perciformes, Percidae.
GUGAGUUUCAGUCACACCGGGCACAGUGAGGAGGAGAAACCCGCGGCUGGUUCCAGUCGAUACAACAGGGACAGCAACCAAAGUCGGGACACUUUGAGUUGUGUUUUCGCUCAGAGGAACCGGGACACGGUGAACCGGCACACGGGGACCAGUAGGACCGGCAAAGGUGACCAGUUGGACCGGCACACGGUGACCAGUUGGAACGGCACACGGUGACCAGUAGGACCGGCACAGGUGACCAGUUGGACCGGCACACGGUGACCAGUAGGACCGGCACAGGUGACCAGUUGGAACGGCACACGGUGACCAGUAGGACCGCCACAGGUGAACAGAAGGACCGGCACAGGUGAACAGAAGGACCGGCACAGGUGAAUAGAAGGACCGCAACAGGUGACCACUAGGACCACCCCAGGUGACCUGAAGGACCCCCACAGGGGACCAAAAGGACCGGCACAGGGGACCUGAAGGACCCCCUCAGGGGACCAGAAGGACCGGCACAGGUGAACAGAAGGACCCCCACAGGUGACCAGAAGGACCGGCACAGGGGACCAGAAGGACCGGCACAGGGGACCAGAAGGACCGGCACAGGGGACCAGCCCCGCACAUUUCCCUCUGCUAGCAUAAAAAGCGGCGAAUCCUUUGAAGUGAAAGCCGCCUUUGUAGUUGAAAAGCAGGCGCGUUAAUGUAGUUCCCUACCAGAGAAUUAUAUUUUUUUAAAGCGUUUAAUUGAAAUCCAGAUGCAGUCCUGAUAUUGUUUCGCGAGGUGGACAUUUAUUUUCAGUCCCAGGAUUCGUGCCAGGAUGGACAGCAGCACUCCUUAGGACCCCGGACGAGAUGGGGAAAUGGGAGCUGACUAUGAACCCGGUGCAGGAGUGGGGCGAGGAGUUUGAGGACGGGGCUGUUUAUGGGGUCACGUUGCGGCGGGAGCCCGUCCCCUGCCCCCCCGACCCCGGCGAGGACAGCCCGUGCUGCGCCUUCGUGCAGUACCGGACCUGCAAGGUGCGGCGCCUGAAGGCGGCGUCCCUGGACCUCCUGGUGAAGCAGCUGCUGGACCCCGGCUGCCAGGAGCAGGACUACGCCAGGAUCUUCCUCUCCACGUACAGAACCUUCACCGGCACCGCGGAGCUCAUAGAGCGGCUCUUCCACCGAGAGAAUGAGGCCUCAUAUCUGGACAACAGUGAAUGCUACAGUAGCCCCGUGUUGACCCUCGUCCAGACGUGGAUGGACGAGUACAGCGAGGACUUCAGGGACCCCCCUCUGCACCCGGCUCUCCGGCUGCUGCUGGACCACCUGCGGAUCAGCGCCGCGGUGUACGGAGACAUGCGCACGCAGCCCAACUUCAGCUCUCUGGCCGGGCAGGCCGCGGCGCUGCUCCACACGCUGCAGAACCAAGAAACCGAGACCAAUGCCGGUCCAGCCCAGGAAGACCUGGACCAGGAGGAGGAGGCUUCUGGGGAUGAGGACUCAGGAUGUGAGAACGUUCUGGACCACGGAGGCAUCAGGAGCUUCUCCGCGGCGGCCGUCGCUGAGCAGCUCACCCGAACCGACUCCGCUCUGUUUGCCAGAGUCGUGCCGUACCAGUGUCUGGGCUGCGUGUGGUCGCAAAGAGACAAGAAAGAAAACAUGUCCCCCACCAUCCGAGCCACCGUGGCGCAGUUCAACGCCGUUACCAACCAGGUCAUCGUGUCGCUGCUCUGCCCGCCGACGGACGCCAGCUCCAGCCCCACGCCCCCCGGCCGGCCCCCCUCCACGCCCCCCGGCUCCACGCCCCCCAGCCGGCCCGGCUCCACGCCGGCUCAGCGGGCCCGCGUCAUAGAGAAGUGGGUCAGGGUGGCACAGGGUUGUCGGCGGUUGAAGAACUUCUCGUCUCUCCGGGCGAUCCUGUCGGCCCUGCAGUCUAAUGCCGUUUACAGGCUGAGAAAGACCUGGGCUGCUGUCAGCAGGCAGAGUAUGGCCACGUUUGAUAACCUCUGGGAAACUUUCCCCGAUGAGAACUGUGUUCUGACCAACAGAGAGCUCCUGCUGGAGGACGGCGGCCCGGCGACCGCGGAUAACGUUUCUCCAAAGAUAUCCAAGCGAUGUCCGUUCCCCAGACAGACGAGUACCUCCAGUGGCGUGGUUCCUUACCUGGGCACCUAUCUGACCGUGCUCACCAUGCUGGACACCGCGCUGCCAGACACUGUGGAGGGGGGGCUCAUCAACUUCGAGAAGAGGAGGAGGGAGUUUGAGGUCCUGUCCCAGAUCCGGGCGCUGCAGGCGUCCUGCUCCCAGUACACGCUGCCCCAGCACCCCCGCAUCGCUGCCUGGCUCCAGGGUCACCGGCAGCUCUCGGACCAGGAGAGCUACGACCUGUCGAGACAGCUGGAGCCUCCGGUGGACUCGUGUUCGCCGACGGCCUGGAGCCACCGCAGACACAAGAAGCUCUCCUCGCUCCUGACAGUGAACGAUGGAUCGAAAAAUGUCCCCGCGGACCAGAUCAGCGUUUCGUCUUCUGGGUCCAGUGGAUCUGAGAUAGAGGAUCCCUCCUCCCCGAACUCGGCCAGUCACAUCCGACUGCAGUCCUUUCACAGCUCCUGCAACAACGUGUCGGAGACGUUGUCUUCUUCCUCCUUGUCCUCGUCUUCCUGCUCCUCGGCCACUUUCCCUCCAGACUCUCCCCCUCCGACCAGUUCUUCCUCCGACCGCCGGGCAGAUCUCUGCUCCCCGUCGGGGUCAGGCGCCGAGCCGGGCGCCCCGUCGAGCGCUCCCUCGGGCCCCCCGUCGGGCCCCCCGUCGGGCGCCGGCGCUCGGCCAAAGCCCCCCCCGGCUUCCCACCACAAGCGCUCGGUGUCCAUGACGUCGCUGCCCGUGUAUAACCGGCAGGUGGGCGACUCCUGCAUCGUCAGGGUGAGCGUGGACCUCGGCCACAGCAACGGAAACAUGUACAAAAGCAUCCUGCUGACCAGCCAGGACAAGACUGCGCAGGUGAUCCAGCGGGCGCUGGAGAAGCAUCACCUGGACCACGUGGACCGGAGAGACUUCAGCCUGACGCAGGUCAUCUCCCCCGAGAGAGAGUUGCUCAUACCGGACAAAGCCAACGUCUUCUACGCCAUGUCCACCACGGCCAACUUUGACUUUGUUUUACGGCCGUUACCGGCGGGCCAGAAGAAACCGCUGAGGGCCACGUCGAGCCUCGGCCGGUUCUCAAAGUAGAACCCGGGUCCCAGCUCGGCUGUAGGAGUUUUUAAAGCCGUUGUUUCAUGAGGGAAGUGUGUUCUCCAGGAUGUUUCUAUGACAACUGACAAGAUGAUGCAAAAGCACUUUAUGAAGGAGAAACUGAUGGAGCUUAAAGCGACAGCGCGUGGUUUCUGGCGCCGCCAUGAGGAAGUCUAAGUAAUGACAAGAAGACUGUCCCACACACACACACACACACACACACACACACACACACACACACACACACACACACACACACACAUACAGACACGCACACACACAUGUACACACACACACAGACACACACACACACACCCACACACACA